Messenger RNA from Jaculus jaculus (lesser Egyptian jerboa), 2566 nucleotides. It is a transcript of the gene Smyd5, whose product is annotated as SMYD family member 5. Gene Ontology annotation, molecular function: protein binding; histone H4K20 methyltransferase activity. The coding region runs from base 28 to 1287 and encodes 419 amino acids. The transcript has 13 exons. Lineage: Eukaryota; Metazoa; Chordata; Mammalia; Rodentia; Dipodidae. The record is from RefSeq and is a predicted model, not a curated record.
GGGUCAGGAGGUGAAGGCGUGCCCAAGAUGGCGGCCUCCAUGUGCGACGUGUUCUCCUUCUGCGUGGGCGUGGCAGGCCGCGCCCGGGGCUCGGUGGAAGUCCGUUUCGUGAGUAGCGCCAAGGGAAAGGGACUGUUUGCCACACAACUGAUCCGGAAGGGAGAGACCAUCUUUGUUGAACGGCCCCUGGUGGCUGCACAGUUUCUCUGGAAUGCACUUUAUCGCUAUCGGGCCUGUGACCACUGCCUUCGGGCACUGGAGAAGGCUGAGGAGAAUGCCCAAAGGCUAACUGGAAAACCUGGCCAGAUUCUGCCCCACCCAGAGCUGUGCAGUGUUCAAAAGGAUCUCCAUCAGAACUGCCCCCACUGCCAGGUGAUGUACUGCAGUGCAGAAUGUCGGCUGGCGGCUGCAGAGCAGUAUCACCAGAUCCUGUGCCCAGGUCCCUCCCAGGAUGACCCCCGGCAUCCUCUCAAUAAGCUGCAGGAGGCAUGGAGGAGUGUUCACUACCCCCCUGAGACUGCAAGCAUCAUGCUGAUGGCCCGGAUGGUGGCCACAGUGAAGCAGGCUAAAGAUAAGGACCAUUGGAUCCGGCUCUUCUCCCAGUUCUGUAACAAAACAGCCAAUGAGGAGGAGGAAAUUGUUCACAAACUCCUUGGGGACAAAUUCAAGGGCCAAUUGGAACUUCUUCGGAGGCUUUUCACAGAGGCCCUUUAUGAGGAGGCACUCAGCCAGUGGUUUACUCCAGAUGGGUUCCGGUCUCUUUUUGCUCUUGUUGGGACCAACGGCCAAGGAAUUGGGACCAGCUCCCUAAGCCAGUGGGUUCAUGCCUGUGACGCUCUGGAGCUGAAGCCUCAGGAACGUGAGCAGCUGGACGCCUUCAUUGACCAGUUGUACAAGGAUAUCGAGGCAGCAACUGGGGAGUUCCUUAAUUGUGAAGGGUCAGGCCUCUUUGUGCUUCAGAGCUGCUGCAACCACAGCUGUGUCCCCAAUGCUGAGACCUCCUUCCCAGAAAAUAAUUUCCUUUUACAUGUCACCGCCCUGGAAGAUAUUAAGCCAGGAGAGGAAAUCUGUAUCAGCUACUUAGACUGCUGUCAGCGGGAGCGUAGCCGCCACAGCCGCCACAAGAUCCUCAGGGAGAACUAUCUGUUUGUUUGUUCCUGCCCCAAAUGCAUGGCAGAGGCUGAUGAACCCAGUUUGACCUCAGAAGACGAGGAGGAGGAAGAGGAGGAGGAAGAGGAAGGAGAACCCGAAGAUGCAGAGCUAGGGGAUGAGAUGACUGAUGUGUGAUGCCUUCCUGAAGUGGCCCUGCCUCUGAUCCUAUUGGAAAAGGGCCCUUCUCCCAGUGAAGUGGUUAGAAGGAGCCCCUCCCCCACUCCCAUUGCCUGCUUCCUUCCCUCCUUCCAGCACUUUCUGCCAAAGGGUAGGACAGAGGCUGGACCCUAAGCCCUGUACCCUCACUAGACCUCAUGCCCUGAACACUGCUGCUGAGUUGUCUCAGGCCCUGCGUGUUGCUGAGCCUUCCAAAACUGGCUUCCCCCAUUGCUCCACUGGAGGUGUCAGGGGCUGGAACCAGGUUCAGGGGUUAACAGUUCCUUCCCCUGGACUCCUAGCCCGUAUCCAUCCACUUGAGGCAGGGCCCCUCUCAGCCAGCUACUGAUUUGUUUUUGAGAGGUAACACAGUGGCAGAUCUGAGAAUGGACUGGUUUCAUUGCAGCAGAAAGGAAAGGCAUGUGGCAUUUCACCUUCCUCACCUCCAGACCUACAGCUGCAGCUGACAAGGCAUCAGGCCUGCCACUUGCCCAGUGAAAGUUGGGAGUGUCUGGACCUCCAGAGCAUCUUCCCUAAGGCUCUGCCAAAGGGUGCUGGACCAUUUCCAUGGUUUGGACAUGGGGGAAAUAGAGCUUAAUAAUGCUUUCUCCAAGCUCCACAAUCACUGUACCUUGUGCCUUGAUCCUCAGGCCUAGGCACAGUGGCUGACCCCACAAUGUAUAGAAGAGGCCAGGAGGCCUCUGCCUUCCUCCAGAGUGGUGAUCGUCACUCUUUCUCACCCUUCCUGCCAUGGAGGACUACUAGUAUGGUUGAGAGCAGAGGGAUGACAGGUCUCUGCUCCUUAAUUUAGGAUGCUCUAAUCUUCCCUGGGACCAGUUGAAAUAGGUCAGUGAGUACCUGUACAGACCUCAAAUGUCUACCCUUAAGAUCUCCACAGAAGAACACUGAAGUCUUCCAGAAACCUAAAGGAUUGGACAGAGUACUCAGAGACUAGCCAUGACUUUGUCCUCUCCUUCCCAGAUAAGCAUCUUUCUCAGUCUCUGCGUGGGUGUGUUAGGAAUACAGCCACCACUCCCAAAUCUUUCCUACCUACCUUCACCAAGGAGCCUGCACACCAUCUUGCUGAGUGCUCCAGGGAGAAGAGGGGCCUAUGCCAUAGGCCCUUUCCAGGAUCAUGGAACUGGGUGGGACAUGCCUGGCUGGCCCCUUCACCUCUUCUUACUCCUUCACAGCAGCCAGCCCCCCUCCCUCUGCUUUACCUGUCCACUGUUUUUAAUAAAACAUGAGUGUUAACAGA